AUGCUUCUGGGGGCUGCUUACCUCGUGCUGAGUGGUGGCAUCUUCGCAAGCCUCUUCGUUCUGGUGUGGAUGAAGGGGAGGAAGUGGUUUAAGAAAAAGAUCCCUGAAACAAAACCAGAUGACAGUGAUGAUGCCGCUUCGAAAGACACGGUAGAAAAAGGGCUGUCGGUUCGGAACCUUUCCAAAGAGAUCCUGAAUGAUUUCCCACACUCUGUUGCCAUACAGAAAAGAAUUCUAUUAAACCUCAGGAUGGUCGAGUAUAAACUGGAAGAGCUGGAACAAUUCCUAGUUGCACAGGGCUUAAAUGGAGAAUUAGAGUGCCAUUAA
Messenger RNA from Gracilinanus agilis (Agile Gracile Mouse Opossum), 327 nucleotides. It is a transcript of the gene CT83, whose product is annotated as cancer/testis antigen 83. The record is from RefSeq and is a predicted model, not a curated record. NCBI's taxonomy places the organism in Eukaryota, Metazoa, Chordata, Mammalia, Didelphimorphia, Didelphidae. The transcript has a single exon. Bases 1 to 327 code for a protein of 108 amino acids.